CUGGCCGCGCUGCGCCCGCCGCCGCCGCCGCCGCCGCCCCCUCCCCUCCCUCGGCCCUCCCUCCUCCCUCCCCCGCCGCCCCGGCCCCGGCCCCCUCCCCGGCCGCCGCCGCCGCCGCCGCCGGAGCCGCCGCACCGGAGAGCCGCCGCCGCCGGAGGAUGCGCUGCACAACAGCGCUGCAGUGUGCUGAGAAGGGAGGCAUCUAGGCUGAAUGGAAUUCAGCAUCAAAAAAAGUCCUCUUUCUGUUCCGAAGGCUGUAAAGUGUGUGAAGAUGAAGCAGGCACCGGAAAUCCUUGGCAACACGAAUGGGAAAACUCCGAACUGUGAAGUCAGUCGUGAGUGCUCCGUGUUCCUGAGCAAAGCCCAGCUCUCUGCUGGUCUGCAGGAGGGGGUCGUGCAGAAGUUCAACGGCCACGACGCGCUUCCUUUUAUCCCGGCCGAGCGGCUGAAAGACCUCACCUCCCGCGUCUUUAAUGGAGAGCCUGGUGCUCAUGAUGCCAAACUGCGUUUUGAGUCCCAGGAAAUGAAGGGACUUGGGACACCACCUAACACUACCCCUGUCAAAAAUGGCUCUCCAGAAAUUAAGCUGAAAAUCACCAAAACGUACAUGAAUGGGAAACCUCUCUUUGAAUCUUCCAUAUGUGGCGAUGGUGCUGCUGCUGUGUCCCAGGCAGAAGAAAAUGGACAAAAAUCAGAAAACAAGGCGAGGAGGAGCAGGAAGAGAAGCAUAAAGUAUGACUCCUUCCUGGAGCAGGGCCUCGUCGAGGCUGCCCUAGUGUCCAGGGUCUCCAGUCCCUCCGAUAAAAAGAUUCCAGCUAAGAAAGAAUCCUGUACAAACAGCAGCAGAGACAGAGACCAGCUGUUGAAGUACAGUGUCGGGGAUUUGGUGUGGUCUAAGGUGUCCGGUUACCCCUGGUGGCCGUGCAUGGUCUCGGCCGACCCACUCCUGCACAGCUACACCAAACUAAAAGGUCAGAAGAAGAGUGCACGCCAGUAUCAUGUACAGUUCUUUGGUGAUGCCCCAGAAAGAGCUUGGAUAUUUGAGAAGAGCCUUGUAGCUUUUGAAGGAGAAGGACAGUUUGAAAAAUUAUGCCAGGAAAGUGCCAAGCAGGCACCCACGAAAGCUGAGAAAAUUAAGCUGUUGAAACCUAUUUCAGGGAAAUUGAGGGCCCAGUGGGAAAUGGGCAUCGUUCAAGCAGAAGCAGCAGCAGGCAUGUCCGUAGAGGAGCGGAAGGCCAAGUUCACCUUCCUCUACGUGGGGGACCAGCUCCGUCUCAACCCCCACGUAGCCAAGGAGGCAGGCGUCGCUGUGGAGUCUCUGGGAGAAAUGGUGGAGUCCUCGGGAGUCAGGGAAGAAGCUGCCGACGACCCCAUGUCCACGAGGGACGAGGGCGUUCCUGUCAAGAGGAGACGGAGAGCCAAGCUGUCCAGCUUUGCUGAGAACCGAGGCCGUGACCUGGGGAUGGGGAAGAGCACUCCUCAGAAGACGGCAGAGGCCGAGCCCAGGCGCGGAGUGGGCUCUCCUCCUGGGAGGAAGAAGGCCGUGGCCGCCACUCCAAGGAGCAGGAAGGGCGACGCGGCGUCCCAGUUUUUGGUCUUCUGUCAAAAGCACAGGGAUGAGGUCGUUGCCGAGCACCCGGAGGCCUCUGCCGAGGAGAUCGAAGAGCUGCUUGGGUCCCAGUGGAACCUGCUCAACGAGAAGCAGAGAGCACGCUAUCACACCAAGUUUGCCCUGGUGGCCCCGGCCCCGCCUGAAGAAGACCCUGGUAACUUAAAUGGGAAAAAAAGAAACCACACGAAGAGGACGCAGGACCCUAUAGAAGAUGCUGAGGUUGAGGACGCACCCAGGAAGAGGCUCAGGACUGACAGGCACAGUCUUCGGAAGAGAGAGACGGUCACCGGCAGAACAGUCCGCGCAGGCUCUUGCAAGGCCAUUGAGGCAGCCUCAUCGCUCAAGAGCCAGGCAGCCACAAAACAUCUGUCUGACGCCUGCAAACCCCUGAAGAAGCGGCACCGGGCCCCGACAGCGGCGUCUGCCUCACUCGCCUUUAGCAAAAGCUCCUCUCCGUCUGCAUCCUUAACUGAGAAUGAGCUUUUAUGGGAGCCCACCUCAGCCAAGUUGGAUUUGAACUCAGCUGCUCUGUGCUGCACUUAAAAUGGUGUAAUUUUCCAAGAUGUCUGCUGCAGGCGGCGUUUCGUCGUGCACACUCGGUGGCGCCCCUUUCACAGGCAGUUGUGGAAGAUGUGUGAUAAUCUGUUUUUACUGGUAUUAAUAACACACACAAUGAAGAAAGCAGAUAACAAAUUUUAAGACCAAGGUAAGACGCCCGGUCCAGGCCAUGUGACCAGUCACGUUCAUCUCAUGACAGAACACGUUUGUGUCCCAGUGCCCAUGUAGAUUUCAGGUGGAAGGUUGCCCUCGGUGAGGGCUGUCCUGGGCCUGUGACAGGGACAGCGCACCGAAGGGGCUCAUCCUUUUAGAGGCUGUUUUUCUCCUCUAGUUCAUAACUUACUGAAUUUUUAUUGAAAAAAACGUCAGCAUCUGUACCUUCAAAAACAAAGAACAAACAGCACACAUCGAAAAGCGUCCUCGUUGACUGUUCUCCCUGCUAAUGGAAUGUAUUCAAUCUUGUAGAUAGUAAACUAAUUUCCAACAUAAAAGGCAAGAAGACUUUUGAUUCUGUCUUUUUUUUACUAAACAGUUUUACUAUGACACUAGCUAUAGGAAGUUUGUAGGGAAAAAAUGUCAUUUACAGUAUCAUUGUGAACCAUUUAAUUCUUUGAUUCAAUAACCGUUAUCUAGGGGUCCUAUAAUCAGGUUAUUUACACCAACCUCUUCAUCGGUUGCUUUUGUAGAACAUGAGUCAUCAUAUUAAAUGUCCCAAUCUUGGGUGACCACCUGGUAUGCCCCCGGGUGUCCGCAUGUUUGCAUGGUGAGGAAAGGCCUCUGUGCCCUUCAGCUCAUGGAGGCGGGAGGGCUCGUCACGUUACCAGGCCAGGAGCGUUGGGUUCACCCUGAGCAGACUCUGCAGACGUGUUUGCUUUUAAUGAGUUUCUCUCACUAAUACUUGUGUUCUAAACCAUUAAGUGAUGUAACGCAUGUAAAGCACUUGGGGUGCCUGGCACCGUGCAAGGACUUAGGGGUUCGCUGUUGUGACAAUACUGGUUAUAACAAUAAAAACAAUAAAAUCACCAUCAUUCCAUCUUUAUCCAAAAGUAUAAAUGUUGCUUUGGCAUGAAGAGCGAUCCUCUUGGCUGCACUUUGCACGCGGGGAUGAAGUAAGCCUAGACGUGACGCAUGCUGGGCUUGACGGGACUGUGGCUGGUGGGCGGUUCUGCUCAAACGCAGUGGGACGCGGGGCCUCCAGGACCGUCUUGGCCAUGCGGCCCCUAAGGAACAAGGACGCGCUCAGGAGUGAUGUAGAUUCUCAACAAACCAGUCACUAAAAGUAAAAAUGUGAAAAAGUGAUGGUGUAAAAAUGACCCCAGUUCUAAAGACUCUAGCCUGAGAGGCCUUUGACGAGAAUGCAGAGCCUUAUGUGGAAUGGUGGCGUGAUGGGUUCUGAGUUGGUAGCCAGCCAGCGACUGACAUGCGGUGGGUGUGUUUGGAGGCAGCCAGAGAAUGGGUUGCCUUCCUCUCCAGUGGAGACGGCUGGACAGCGUGUCCACAGGAGCCCGUGGACUCAGCCUCAGCCUCAGCUGAGGACACAGGGGUGCGUGCCGGGGGAGAUGCCGUGUUUCUCAGCUGGGAGGGGGUCUCAUCCCCCGGGGGGCCGGGACGGCGGCAGCAGGCAGAGGCAGGUGCAGUCAGCACCGUUCUGCUCCGGACGCCAGGGGUGGUCUCGCUGAGAGGGCCCACCCACGGCUUCCUGGAGGAGGGGAGUGGAAGGGGCUCCUGUUUCGAAAGAGCUUGGGGUCAGGCAGUGGUUUGUCUGCAAGAGUACAGAUUCAUUGUGCUGCUGGUCGAUGGGGAACGUCUCCAUGUCCUGAGGUCAGAGGCGCUCGUCCUUCGGAGCUGCCUGUGGUCGAGGUGAAUUUGGCUGCGCUGUGCGCACAGUCCUGCCGCGGCCGCUCCUGCCCCAGGCCGCACGUGGGCCUGGUGGGGAGGUGGCUGCGAGGAGGGCCUCUGCAACAGCGCGGGAGGCCACAGGUGGACCCUGCAUGCGCGAGAGUUGACCUGACGGCUGUUGCAGAAAUGAAAGUGCCCGCUGUGACGGGGUGGCCCCGCUGUCGCCCACAGACGUCUGUCUCCUGGGAGCCUUUCCCAGAGUCUUUAGUCGUAGGGCGUUUAGGUGAGGUUCAUCUCAGUACGCUCCUUAGUAUCUUGAAUAUCUCCCAGCUGAAGGGAACCUCACUAUUUUAAAGAGGAUAUUCCUAAAAACCCACAAGAAACCUGAGUGGCUUUAUGACCAGGAAGCCGAGUUUCAGAAACAUAAGGCAAAGGGUGGCUCUGUGAGGUGACGGAGCAUCCCCCCGCCCCGGGAGGGUUCGACCGCCCCCUCGGGUCUCUGAGGAGGCCCGCUCCCAGCUUCAGUUGUGCCCGAUGCCUUGGUGUUUGUGGGAAGUCCAUGGAGAACCACAGGAAUGUUUUCCGUGGAGCGCUCAGGGCCGGUGCGUGGCCCCGGGGCAGGGGCGGGGCGGUUGGCCACUUCAGGAGGUUCCCGUGGUCGGGGUCGGGAGCAGGUGAACACACCGGAUGAAAGGACGGAGGAAGGGUGAGGUUCGCCGCCUCUCUCGGUCCCCUGGGCCCUGGUCUGCUCGCCCAGGGCUUGGACCGGGGUGUGAGCGCGGCCAGACUGGGGGCGGCUCUCAUGCCUACUGAGUCUGUCUUAGAAACGUUCUAACGAAAAGUCAGACUGUAAAUUCGCAUCUGCUAAUGAAAGCAUAACAGGUGUCCCCGUAUGAGCUUAAAGUUAGGGUUCUCCACCCAAAACCUGGACGCUGGGCCUGCUGUGGCAGACGAAGAGAUGAGGUUUUGUUCAUCGCUCCAGUAACAGUGUGAGCGUUUUAAAUGAAGGCGCCUCCUCCGUUCAUUUCUGCUGGGGAGUCCUGUGGAAAGAGCAGGGCUCGCUUGGCGGGUGGUUCUUGGAUCACUUGGGCGAGACCCCGCGCAGGCCCCAGGUGGGCGAGAAGGCGUCCCUCCUCCCCCAGGAGGGGCUCCUGUCUGAAAGCGGAGCUGGGAAAUACAAUCACUGUAACUUUGGCAGGUUUACUGGAUUUCUUUUCCACUUGAUUUCUAACUUAACACGCUUCUGAGGCAUAUCUGGCUCCUUUAAAUUAUUAACUCAUUUUUAAGGUUGUUCUGGGCAGAUAGUCGUUUGUAUGUGGAACAGGGGAGAGCUGCCUUGACUUAGUGUGAAACUAGCAUUUGUGUUUUUAAAAUCAGUAGUUCUAUCACCUCAGGUUUUAAAAAUCUGUGAACAGAAGAAGUCAUUGCUGAGGACUUGGUUUGUCUUUUAGAUUAUGAAUCUAAAUUAUAGUCUUUUGCCAAAAGACUAUCGUGGCAAAAUAUCACUAUCUUAUUAGAAAAGGUUUCGCAAAAUGCUCUCAAAUCUAUGAUUGGCUUUCUUUUUUUUUUUUUUAAGAAAUGUGCUGACUCCUGUAUAUUUUAGGAUUUUUGGUCAGUGAAAUGGGUUUUGGUCCUUUUAAGGACUGUUUCUGCUGUUUUACCUAGAGUAUUAGAAAUUACUACUGAUGUACGUGUCAGUGAUGGCAAGCUGACUGUCCUUAGCAGGUCACACACACACGCCUAGCAUCCGUGUUGCUUGUACUGCGGGGGUCAGGGCCCACUUGCUUGGGCGUUUCCAACAGCGAGGACGCUCCCAGGGGACCCUCCUGCGUGCUCAGUGUGCACCUAGGAACCAGACAGGCCUCAUCUUGUCAGAUGCCUCUGCAGCUACGUGGUUACGUGUUAGGUCCCCGUGGACAGUUUGUUCUGGCCUGAGCGUGGGCGUUGGGCUUUGCGCACAGCUCUUCGGCCUGUGUUCUGACGCGCGUGCUAACUGUCCAGGGCAUGUUGCACCUUCCAGAGAUGGCUGAGGCUGGGGAGGGCAGCCCAGACCAGCAGCGGGCGCCUCCACAGAUGCCCUCUUCAGCCCGCUCUCUGCGGGGGGACACAGUCGGGACAACGUUGGGUUGAUAGGGCAUUUUAGAGACCCGCUUUAUCUGUGCUGAGGGCUGACCUUGAAUCUGGGACAGCAGCCCCGCGGCCUGACCGGCACCUCCCGGGGCUGUUGGACCUACAGGAGCUGCCCGGUUAGAAGGCGGGUGUGAGGACAGUGCCGGAGCGUGUUGCCACAACUCAGACCUGGGCUUCAGGGGCAGCUAGGAAGGGUCUAGCUGUCUCAUCUAGAGGGGUCUCUUCAAUACAAGUUCAACAACUUUCAUUUGGAUGGUAGUAUUGCAGGUGAUAAAUGACUCAUUUACAAACUACUUUAAGUCCACCCUGGUAUUCACUGUGAUAUUAACUUGAGGUUAGUCCUUUGAUUUUAAGCUCAUUAAGUCUCCUGGGCACAGGACUUGUAUCAUUUGUCAACCCAAAGUCCUAUGUGAACAUUCUUCUAGUUACUUACUUCUUACUUUACAAAAGCAUAACUUAAACAUAAAAGUAAUGUUGGUUUAUAGAAAUAUCUGUUGUUCAAGGUCUGUAAUUGUAUCUUAAAAACGAUGUGGAGGGAUAUGUUUUGUUAAAAGAUUUGAACCUCGCUGUGUGUAACACCGACCGAGGCGUAGGGGACUGCUGUCCGGCCCCAGCGGGGAGGACCUGCUGGGAUUUGCAUACGUCGCUUCCCGACGGCGGGUUUAAAUGUGUUCCCCGGGUUCCAUUAUGUUCGUCAGUGUCACCCUGAAGAAUCCCUGUAAUGACCAUGGAGACCGCCUUCUCUGCCCGUAGCGGAAUGUGUUUCCGAGGCAGACGGGCGGUUUCGUGCUGUCGCAUACUGAGUAGAGUAGCGUAUUUUCAGACUGGAGGAAGCUGGGAGUCAGGAGCUAAGCCGCUGGUCGGGCAGCUGCAGGCGUGGCUCUGGUGGACUCGGGCGCCGUGGGAAGUGCCCGGCAGUCCGCGUCCGUCUGCUCAGUCACUGCGUUUUUCUCUUUCGGAACACAUCCUGUUGGAUAUGGAAUAGACCGUAGAGGUCGUAGCCUGAGAUGUGGGACUGUGUUGGGACCGUACAGGUGGAUGUGUCGCUUUCGCAGAGGCAUCUCCGAGUAAGUACCGGCCCCUGGUGCACGUGGAGGUGGAGCCUGCAGCCGGAGCCAGGCACCGCCCGUGCCGCCCCCAGACCCCGGCUGUGCGCUCGGGCUCCGCGCGGUGGCCGGGAAGGGGUGCUGUGGGAUGAAAGUUGGACCCUCCUGCACCUGUCACGGACUGUACCGUUGUAAGGUCUGAUGCUGUAUGUGUCUUUUAGACCCCAUCAGGAAGUGCGCCUCGUGUGUGUCUUGAACAUUUAUAUUUCCAUUCACAAUAUGUAUUCAGUGUUUAUUUCCUCAAACUAGACUUUGUUAACUUAGGAAAUAUCUCCAAGUGGAAACGUGCUCACUUUUUCUGUAAAUCUUAAAUAAAAGGUGCUGUUCCUUCCUUUGACCCAGGACUGGUCUGUGUUUUCUGUCUUUCUCUCCGUGCAUUUUUUCUUUUUCUUUUUUCUUUUUUCUUUUGUUGUUUUUUUUUUUUUUUUUUUUUCUUUUUUUAGCUUUUACAUUUGCCGCCACGUUGCGGGAGGAGCCUGGGUUGGUGGGUUGGGCACUGGGCUCUUCCCUGGAGCCUACACGGAGGCCCUGUCUUCGGGCUUCGGUUCUCGGGCGGCCGAGGGGGACCGGGGCCGGUGGCGCCGCUGCCCUUCCCGGCGCCUGGCUGCCCCGGCGCCGGCCGCAGACUCACCUCAGGUGCUCGCCCCCGCCUGUGACCCCGCACCUGACGGACACGUUACGUUGGGGUUUGAACUCAGAGCACUUUUCCAGCCGCCUUCUUUCAGGUGUCCGUGCGGACGCGUAGGAGGUGAGCCGUAGGGAGGGCUCCACGCGGCAGCCUCGUGGCCACAGGCGUUCGUGCUCACUCACGCUGUUUCCUUCCUCCCGAAAAGGUGAGGAAGUCGCGCUUAAAAGGCUGCUUUCCGUUGAGACUGAGCCGUGUCGGGCCUCGGGGAGCGUGCGGGCUGGCAUGGUGGCCACACGCCGUCACCCUGCCACAGACGCAGGUUAGCCGGCACCUCUCUCAGAAAGGGCAGCCCACCCGCUGGCAGCAAAACCCCUUUGUUUAUCAGAGGUUUUCCUUCUACUCCUCCCUGUCAUUUCAGUGAGUAAAUCUGGGCAAGUUUCACUGAUGAGGCUACAGAAUUGGGUGAAUUGCCUGCUGGGGUUUUGUUUUUUGUUGUUGUUGUUUUUUUUUUUUUUUUUUUUGUUUUAAAUGUGGCCUGAUUCAAUUUCUCGCUUUGUGUUCAUUGGCAGACAGCAAGCCUAGAUCGUAACUGCUUGCUGCUGUGAUGACGGAGGUGUACGGCAAAUGCAGCCUGUACUUCUGAUCUGUUGAAAAGUUCAGUCUUCAACAUUUAUUUGCCUAAUGUCAGAUAAAUACUAAAUGUGUUUUUAAGCUUUAAAAAAAAUCUGAAUUUGCUAUAUAAGGAAGUUUUC
Hippopotamus amphibius kiboko is the source of this 8625-nucleotide messenger RNA. It is a transcript of the gene NSD2, whose product is annotated as nuclear receptor binding SET domain protein 2. Bases 212 to 2155 code for a protein of 647 amino acids. The transcript is spliced from 10 exons. Gene Ontology annotation, biological process: regulation of DNA-templated transcription. NCBI's taxonomy places the organism in Eukaryota, Metazoa, Chordata, Mammalia, Artiodactyla, Hippopotamidae. Gene Ontology annotation, molecular function: histone H3K36 methyltransferase activity. The record is from RefSeq and is a predicted model, not a curated record. Gene Ontology annotation, cellular component: nucleus; chromatin.